AUGGUGGCGGAUCUCAAUAUCCAUGAAGAACUGCCAGAGAGGAAACUAAGCAAGCAACUCGCUGUUACAGUUAGGAAGAUCCAGUGGAGCUAUGCGUUCUUCUGGUCCACCUCCACCAGGCAACCAGGUGUCUUGGAAUGGAGUGAGGGACACUACAAUGGUGAGAUAAAGACGAGGAAGACGACGCAAUCAACAGAGCCUGACAUUGACCAAGUGGGCCUUCAGAGGAGCAAGCAACUGAGAGAGUUGUAUGAAUCACUUCUAUCAGGUGAGUGCAAUCGGCAGAUCAGAAGGCCUUCUGCUUCACUGUCUCCUGAGGAUUUGACAGAGGCAGAGUGGUAUUACAUGCUUUGCAUGUCCUUCACAUUCAGCACAGGACAAGGGUUGCCAGGUAAAGCACUAGCAAACAAUCAACACAUCUGGUUGAACACUUACCAGUUUUCAGAUAGCAAGGAAUUUGCACGCUCUCUUUUAGCAAAGGCUGCAUCUGUUCAGACAGUGGUAUGCAUCCCUAUAAAGGGUGGUGUACUGGAGCUUGGUACAACUGAAUUCAUUUUGGAGGAUCCUGCUCUCAUAAAGCAGAUCAAAAGUUUCUUCCAUCAGCUACCAAAUCCAGUUUGCUCUGAGCAACCUACAUCCACUCCCCAAGUGGCUGAGAAUGAUGAAGAUAUGUUAUGCCCUGUUCUUGAUAAUGACACAGAUAAUUCUAUGUUCUUGGAGAACCAAAAACAGAUUAAUAUUUGUCAAACACAUUUGUAUGCCUCUGCUGAACAAUCAGACUCAGUCCAAUGCAAGGUCGGGAAACAUGUAGGUUCUUCUCGUGACAGCUCCAAUGACUGCUGCCCCAUUCAGCAGCUUGAAGAUUUAUUUGGAUUUGAUUGGCUAGAUGGCGUCUCUCAGACUCAGAAUUGGCAGUUCAUUGGUGAUGAUGAGGAUGAGGAUGAGUCCAGCAAUGGCCUGCAUGGCUCUCUAAACACAAAUGAGCGUGUAUCAAUGUCCUUUGUUAAUGCCCAGAAAGUUGUCUCUUCUACGGUGGGGGAGAGAACAAGAAAUCAGAUGCUCAUGUCACUGGAUCUUGAUGGCUCUGCUAACAUCUUGCGGAACUCAAAACGUGCAAAACCUGAUUCAUGCUUUCCGAGGGUUUCGCACGGAUCCAGCUUCAUAACCUGGAGAAAAAGCAUGAACACCCCAAAGCCAUGCGUUAGAGCCCCACAAGAACUGUUGAAGAAGAUCUUAAUGGAUAGAGCAUGGCUGGGUGGUGGUCACCGGCUGAAGCGUCGAGUGAAAAAUGGGCUACCGGAGAAAUUUUGGAGACCAGAAGGAGGCGCCCGUGCAAGUCAUGUGCUGUCAGAGAGGAAGAGAAGAGAGAAGCUGAAUGAGAAGUUUCUUGUUCUGAGAUCACUAAUUCCUUCGGUCAGCAAGGUUGACAAGGCAUCCGUCCUUGAUGACACCAUAGAGUACCUGAAAGAUCUCGAGAGAAGAGUGCAGGAGUUGGAAUCCUGCCGGGGGUCGGUUGAGCGAAGGAAGCAUUUUGCUGUAGCAGAGAGAACAUCCGGCAACGAAGAGAUCAUGAACGGCAAGAGGAAAGCAUGUGACGUCGACGAAGCAGAGACCCAGCACAACUGGGCCGUGUCCAAGGAUGGUCCGAUCCAUGUCACAAUCACCAUGAAGGAGAAAGAGGUGUCGAUCGAGAUGCGCUGCCCAUGGAGGGAACAUUUGCUGUUAGAGAUCAUUGGAUCGAUGAGCGACCUCCGUUUGGAUCCUCUCUCGGUGCAGUCGUCCACUGUCGAUGGCAUGCUUGCAUUGACACUAGAAUCCAAGAUGAGAAGCACCGCUGCUGCCUCACCAACAAUGAUAGAGAGAUCACUUCAAAGAGUGAUAGCUAAAUGCCUGUGA
Musa acuminata subsp. malaccensis (wild Malaysian banana) is the source of this 1896-nucleotide messenger RNA. Lineage: Eukaryota; Viridiplantae; Streptophyta; Magnoliopsida; Zingiberales; Musaceae. The record is from RefSeq and is a predicted model, not a curated record.